GGGGAACGAAUGCCGAGUGAGCCAGGAAUUCCCUCUCGAUUCUGAGUGAGUCGGCUUCAUCGGAAGUAAAUAAAUGCACCGGCGUUGGAGACUACCGCUGAAGAGGUGUACAGGCAGCAGGAGGUAGCUGCACCGGCUGCCUCCCCUUCUCCGUUGCCAUCGACGACUCUCGCCUGAGCAUCACAGAUCAUUUCCCUGUAGUGGCUGACCGACAGUUAUUGCGGGCGCAACUUCGGCAUCAACCACACCUACCCGCUAGGUACCUACACCUACCUAGGUACCUAGGUAGUUAUAUACCAGCGGCGCCUCAAAAAGAGGGAAUAACCCAUAUACCAUGGCGGACCAGCCUCAGAUUCCAGCCGGCGCGCACGAGGCACAGGAAGACAUGUGUUACGUCGCCCUGACCAGCGACCAUUUGGACGUUCAGGCCGUGAUGGACAGGGUGCGCAGUCCAGAAGCGGGAGCCAUUGUUGUUUUUGUUGGAACCACUCGUGACAACUUCGACGGCAAGGCCGUCAAGGAGCUGCAGUACUCAGCCUAUAACCCCGUCGCCCUGCGCUCUAUGAUGUCCAUCUCUAAGGCCACGCUCGAGAGGCAUGGCCUCAAGGGCAUCGCGAUGGUGCACCGGCUCGGCGUGGUCCCCGUCGGCGAGGACAGCAUCGCCAUAGCCGUCUCGGCCCCGCACCGCCAGGCCGCCUGGAGGGCCGGCGAGGAGGCCCUGGAGGAGUGCAAGGCCAGGGUCGAGGUUUGGAAGCGCGAGGAGUUCGAGGACGGCGAGGGGGUGUGGAAGGCUAAUAGGGACGGCGCCGCUGGCCAGCGCGUCGAGGGCUCCUAGGCGCACGCCCUCGCCGCAGGGUCGUGGGUGCGCCGUAGCUUCGUUUCGGGCCAGGCGUCGACGCCUGAGCCGCCCGAGCCGGCUGGCGGCCGGUGUGCCGACGACGCCUGCGCGUACGCUCUCGCCAUGAGCCUCGGUGUGUGCCGUGGGAUUGCUAAGUUCCAGGUGUCGACGCCCGAACCGCUCUCUUCACGCCGCGGGUCGCCCGCGGCGUCUGCGCCGGAGAAGACUCCUCACAAGCCUCUUUAGAAUCCCGACGAUUUCGGCUAAAUCUGAGGGCCGGUCGACAUAUAGAUGGAAGUUGAUGCUCGUACCUCGUUACGGGAAGGGCUGAACCCUUCAGCUUCGGUGGUCGACCAAGUAUGGAAGAUCACAGUGGGUGUGCCGGUAUAGCAUUUAUAUAGUCAGAGGUUUCACACCACCAGUCAACACGGUAGACACAGAAGGUGUACUGGUAUAGCUGCCUGGUGGCUAUAAGGGUUACAUAUACAGUAUGCAGCUAGGGGUAGGUCAUGAUGUUCCAAAGUUACCAGUCUCGUUCUUCGAUCAGUCAGUAUAAGUGUGCGAUAGUGGUAACCGUCAAUACAAGACCCGGCAAGUGUAAUGUGGAUUGUUG
This is a messenger RNA of Gaeumannomyces tritici R3-111a-1, 1451 nucleotides long. RefSeq names its product molybdopterin synthase catalytic subunit. Bases 335 to 835 code for a protein of 166 amino acids. Gene Ontology annotation, molecular function: molybdopterin synthase activity. NCBI's taxonomy places the organism in Eukaryota, Fungi, Ascomycota, Sordariomycetes, Magnaporthales, Magnaporthaceae. The record is from RefSeq and is a predicted model, not a curated record. Gene Ontology annotation, cellular component: cytosol. Gene Ontology annotation, biological process: Mo-molybdopterin cofactor biosynthetic process. The transcript has 2 exons.